GCUCGUUAGUCGUCACUAUUGUCAAUCCUUUUCAGACAAUAACUUUACCAAAGAAGACGAAAAAAAAAGAAAAGACUCUUGUUUGAAUUGUUUCUCCUAAAAAUUGAAAAUGGGUUGCGUUGAUUUUGGUAGCUGCUCUUUCUCUCUCCGCUGACCCGCGUUUUUGAGCAGCCGGUUUUGUUGUAUCUCUCGAUUUCAGCUCUCUUGAUUUGAUGUCAUAAACUGAAGUGUACUCUGAAUUUUUCUUUGAAGCGGCUUGUCAGCUUUCUCUCCUGAUUUCCUCAAUUGAACAGCUACUGAGGCUUAAGUUUAUAAUAUAACCCUUAAAUGUCAGAACAAAACCAUGAAAAUAGACCUUUUCUCCCUGGGCCCAGUGACCGCCCUCCUUCCCUUGCUCAGGAGGAGAAUUCAAACCAGGAGGAAAAAUGGGUGGAGAGGGAUUUUUUACAGUUGAGCAACAGUGAUGGCGGUACGUCAAAACGAGAAGCUCAGGAGGAUGGCAGGAGAAAGGGAGAUGGCUGGAAGAAGCCUAAGCUUGAGACACAGACACUUGACCUGUCUCUAGCUCUGCCUAAUGUUUCUCUUUCGCUUUCUGCAUCAAAUGCCGCACCACCAAAUUGUGAUGCUGUUGUGCGUCCUAUGCCGUGUAGGAGUGUGCAGUCUUUGACCCUUUCAAAUAAUAAUAACAAUAACAAUAAUAAUACCCAAGUAACAUGCUCUGAUGAUUUUACCGCUGCUUCGUUAUCAUACUCUUACUCUCACCCAUUUUCACAUAACCCUAGCUGCUCGUUAACUCACAAUUCUACUGAUUAUUAUGAGAAUUCGGUUGGUAGUCGUAGGAGGGAGACUGAUCAAAUUUGGAAUUGUGGUGAAGGAACCAAUGGUUCUGUUCAUAGUCGUUUUAAGCCAAUUGGAGAUGGGGUCUCUUUAUCAAAUCACGGUGGUGGUGGUGUAGCUUAUACUUUGUUGAACAGAUCCCAUACUUUUAAUAGGGAUCCAGGUAACAGUCUGUAUAGGGCUGCUGCCUCAGAUACUAGUUCUUUCUUUCCCUCAGAAUUGCCUGCCAAGCCAAGAACUGAUUUGUGCUUUGUUGACUCCAUGAGUAAAUCAUUGGACCAGGGGCUGAAUAAUUUGGAGGAUAUGAAAGGACACAAGCUUUCCAGAGGAGAAAGGAUUGUUCGUGAUGUCAUUACAGAACAUGCUACUGUUAUGUCGCAAUUAUCUCGUGAGCUUCCUGCUGAAGCUAUUGAAUCAGCUAAGGAGUACUUGAACUGUCUAAUGGCAUCACCUGAGAAAAAAGAUGAGUUAGUUUGUCUGCAAAAUUUGCUCGAAAAAAGGUCAGAACUUACAACGGAGACUCUUUCUAAGUCCGACAGACUACAAUUGGAGAUUCUGGUUGCAGUAAAAUUUGGGCUUAAUGAUUUUGUUUCAGGGAAAGCUCGUCUCCCAACCAGUGAAUUGGCUGAAAUUUUCUUCUUCCAGAGAUGUAGAAAUAUAAACUGUAAAUCCUUGCUGCCUGUGGAUGACUGUGACUGUAAGAUUUGCUCGACAAAGAAGGGAUUUUGCAGCCAGUGUAUGUGUUCUGUGUGUUAUAACUAUGAUUGUGCCAACAAUACCUGUAGUUGGGUUGGAUGCGAUGCUUGCUCUCAUUGGUGUCAUGCUGCCUGUGGUGCUGAGAAUAAUCUAAUAAGACCUGGCCCUAGCUUGAAGGGGUCCUCUGGCAAAACUGAGAUGCAAUUCUAUUGUGUUGGAUGUGGUCAUGCUUCCGAAAUGUUUGGAUUUGUCAAAGAUGUGUUUAUCUUUUGUGCUAAAGAAUGGGGUAUACAGACACUGAUUAAGGAGCUUGAUUGUGUUAGAAGAAUCUUUAAAGGAAGUGAAGAUCUAAAAGGCAAAGAGCUAUAUCUUAAAGCUGCUGAAUUGCUCACAAGGCUUGAAAGAAGGGCUAUAUCUCCGUCAGAUGCCUGCCAUGUCAUUAUUCAUUUCUUCACCUCCAAGUCUGACAAGGAGGACACAGCAGAUUUUGCUCCUACUGGUGUUGGGGCAAAUGAACUUACAGCCAGUCAAGGGCGUCGUCGAGAUAAUGUGUUCCCUUCUCUAUCCUCCAAUUUGGCUCAAAAGUCUAGUUUCAUCAACUCUGCUACCAUGCUGCAAGGUUUGCGUUCUUAUGAUUUCCAUCAAAGCAGUUCCAAGCCAAAUUUAUCAAGUGAGCGACAAUUAGCUAACGAGUGGUCUGGGAAUUUGUCAAACAAGGAUGGAUUUGACAGCAUGGAAAGUAUUAUCCGCUUGAAGGAAACAGAAGCCAGGAUGUUCCAGAAUCGAGCAGAUGAAGCAAGAAAAGAGGUGGAUACAUAUCGUCAAAUGGUAGAGACAAAAACUGUGAAGCUGGAUGAAGAGUACAGUGAGAAACUUGCAAAGUUGUGCUUGCAAGAGGCUGAAGAAAGGAGAAGAAAGAAAUUAGAGGAGCUAAGAAUUCUUGAGAAUACGCACUCUGAUUACUACAAGAUGAAGAUUCGAAUGCAAUCUGAAAUUAGCAGUUUAGUUGAAAGAAUGGAGGCCACAAAGCAGCUGUGGGUCUAAUAAUCUUAUAAUCUAUUUCUAUGGCACUUUCUUUUGAUGCAUUUUAGUGGCAGCAAUGAUUGCAUUUAAGGGUGAUUACUCUGAUUAGCAUGUCUUUAUUUUAUGUUUGUGAAGAGUCCUUUGAUUCUCAACUGUUCGAAGUGAAAGAUUAACCAGUUGUGAUUAGGGAAGAUGAAGAGACUAAUUGAUUGCUAUAUCGAAUAUACUUGUAUAUGUAUUAUACUAUUAUGUAAUGUUGUGUUGAUUAUUAUUGUUAGCAAUUUACUUAAUUCAGCUCAUAAAUGUUGUUAGAUU
Chenopodium quinoa (quinoa) is the source of this 2871-nucleotide messenger RNA. Its product is annotated as protein OBERON 3-like. Lineage: Eukaryota; Viridiplantae; Streptophyta; Magnoliopsida; Caryophyllales; Amaranthaceae. Gene Ontology annotation, cellular component: nucleus. The coding region runs from base 328 to 2577 and encodes 749 amino acids. The transcript is spliced from 4 exons. The record is from RefSeq and is a predicted model, not a curated record.